UAUCGUCACCUACGGGAAUUCCUUACGAAACGAAAGACGGCUCGUUUUCUAUUUCAUAGGCGGCCGGGCUUGUGGUUGUUCGUGGAAUAUGACUAAGAACCGUAGCGGGUCAGGAAGAAUCGGCCGCUAUUAGUAGCGUCAAAAGCCCAUGAAAGCCGGCUGGAGAAACAGGAUCAGAGGCGGCGAGUGCGGCCGACGCUCUGACCACGCAUGCGCCGUAGGGCGCCACACGAGCUCGGCAGCUACACGGACACGCAGUUCGCUUCGCGGUGUUCCGGCGAAUGGCCGAGUCAGGGUAUAGGCGGCGAGCUGGCCUGUGACCGGAGCCUUUCUUCGGUAAUACCCAACCGAAACAGUGCUAGCCCGAGAGCAAGAUGGACCGUGAGUUGAACGACGCCGAUUCGGCGGAGCUAUGGCACAACCUAUACAUCGAAAUCCGUAACCAAUCACAUGAAUGUUCGUACAGAGUGGCGAAAUACCCAGAGAAUCGUAAUCUGAAUAGAUACAGAGAUGUCAGUCCAUACGAUCACAGUCGAGUUAAACUAAAACAUUCUGAAAAUGACUAUAUCAACGCAAGUUUAAUUGUGAUGGAUGAAGCCCAAAGAAGCUACAUCUUAACUCAGGGGCCUUUGAGAAACACAUGUGGUCAUUUUUGGUUAAUGAUCUGGGAACAGGGGACAAAGGCUGUAAUCAUGCUGAACAGAAUUAUGGAGAAGGGAUCCGAAAAGUGUGCGCAAUACUGGCCAUCAGUGCAAGGGUGUGAGAUGUCUUUUCAGGACACAAAUUUUACUGUGAAGCUGAUUUCGGAGGAUGACAAGUCCUACUACACGAUACGAGUGCUGGAGCUGCAGCACAUGGGCACUGGGGAGUCCAGAGAAAUCUACCAUUUUCAUUACACCACGUGGCCAGACUUCGGGGUGCCUGAGUCUCCGGCCUCCUUCCUGAACUUCCUGUUCAAGGUCCGGGAAUCGGGCUCCCUAGAGACGGAAUACGGGCCAUCCGUCGUGCACUGCAGCGCUGGAAUCGGCCGCUCAGGGACGUUCUCGUUGGUGGACACCUGUCUCGUUCUGAUGGAGAAGAGGAAAGACCCAUCCACAGUGGACAUUCAGAAAGUUCUUCUGGAUAUGAGGCGGUACCGUAUGGGUUUGAUCCAGACCCCUGACCAGCUGCGCUUCUCCUACAUGGCUGUGAAGGAAGGUGCCCAGUACAUCACAGGGGACAGGUCUGUGCAGGUAUCUGUGCAGCAACAGUGGCAGGAACUUUCCAAGGAGGACGAGGAGCCGAAGCCAGAGUCCCCCCAGCUGCCCUCGCCGUGCCCUGUCAGCAGAGCCAAUGGCAGCCAGGAGACUCCCUCAAGGCCCGCGGGACGUCCGGAGGAGUGGCCAACGGGGAAGGAUGCCUCGCAGCCGGAGGUCGGGAGCGCGAGGAGCCUGCGCCGGAGGCACCGGGAGGAGCGUCGAGUCGGCACGGCGGAGCACGUGCAGCAGAUCAAACAGCGCCUGAGCAACACUGAGCAGCGCAGGAAAAGGUGGUUGUACUGGAAACCUGUGGUCCUGGCGGCGGGGGUGGGUGCAGCACUGGCGGUCGGACUCUACGCUGUCUGGGGACUCCUCUCCCAGUGAGGCGUUCCAUGGGGUGCAUCCUGCUCCCUCUUGGCAGAGGGACAGGGCUUUUUUAUUGUUCAUUUUAUUGUAACCCCUCCUUACACCAGAGGUGGAAAUUUCAGAUCCAGAAAGUACAAAUCCAGACCGUGAUUUAGCUUCAACCAAUCAGUUGAGCAUAAAAAGUCACAGUUACAGAGUACUCCACUGGUUAGUUGAAACAAAAUCCUGGUCUGGAUUUGUACUUUCUGGACCUGAAAUUUCCACCUCUGCCUUACACACACACACACACACAUACACACACAUACAGUGACGAGGGAAGAGCUCUCAGGCGUUGGCACGCUAGGUCACAUGAUUUACGCCCAGCAAACACAGGAGAGCAUUGAAUGGGCACCUCAGGACCUUGUAUAGGAGCAGAUGUGCUCGUAUGCUCUAGGACAUGGCGUCCACGAGGCUCCGCUUAGCGGCAGAGUGAAGCCUCGUUUCUCAUUGUCUUUUCGUAGCUGUGCGAUUUCUCUUAUGCUUCUGAGGAAGAUCUUCAAAUUGUACUUCAUUGUAAGAGUUAAUUCCACUCUCAGCAGCUAAAAUGGAGAAAGUUUUUUUUUCCCUUUUCGAAAUCCCUCUAAGCCUCUGUUUAUUGUUUCAAAAUGACAUCAGUGCAGUUCGCAGGAUGACGAACAAAUUCAGGUGCUGGUAGGAAACCCCAUGUGAGCAUUUUACACAAAGCAUCUGAAUGUGACCAGGAUUGGUGAAUGUAGCGUUUCAUUUGAAGACAUCAGAGCAAAGAUAUGUUGGCGUACCACAGGUGGACAUCAUGCCCGCAUCCAAGAUCAUUUUAUUGGGAACAUAAGUUACGGGUUGACGGGUGUGUUCUGGCAUGUCACUGGUCUGUCAUGCCAUAAUUUGGCCGGUUGCCUUAGUGACGUCCAUUCAUGGGGGUAAACAUUCUUAUGGCCAGAUGAGGUUAAUCUAUCAUUCAUUCUUUUGGGAAACCAAAUAAAAACAUGUGCGGAAAACUUUGGUGUUAAAUGCAGUAUUUCAGUUUUAUUUUGGCCGAUUCGGAAUAUAUUUUUUUAUGGCUUAUAACCGCUCAAAUCCAGCUAGUAACACUGCGACCUCGUAAAGACGUCAUCCACAGGUUUCUCCCACAUGAUGUUCUGGAACAUUUCUUACAGGUGUCAAAUACUGGGAUCGAUGUGAGUGCUUUCAAACGUGACAUUUUUUACAGAUGAAACUUUUUGGUCUGGUUAAUUAUUUUUUUUUUUUUGUUGACUCCACUGGUAGAUUUUUUUUUCACCACAGUUACCAGCACAAACUUGGGAUAUUUGUUUGUUUGUAAAUAAUAUUUUCAUAUGGUAUUACAUGCUCUGUUUACAAAAUGUAUAUACAAAUGGACACAAAUAAAAGAAUUGGGAUCCAUGAAAGGAUAGUGACUAGGCUAAUGAGGCAGUGAUUGGCGGUGUGAGAUAAUCCCUCCCCCAGUGCAGCUUUCACAACAUAUGGCAGCUUGAGUCUCAAUCAGUGACUAGCUGCGUUAUCAUCACUGUCAUUAUUAUGGAAUUAACUAGACAGCACUGUUACUCAGGGUCCAGGUUUGGUUAGAGCUGCCCAUUGGGAAUCAAGGGGAAGGAAUCACCCAGAGAAGAUUUUCUUUCUCCACAUUUAGUCGUUGCAGUUAAUAAGGUGAUUUCUGGCUUUUAACUUUUUUUCGUUUUAUUACAGGUAUUUAUGAAUAUAAUACCUAAAUGGGCUGAUCAGGAAAACCCUUUUUAAAUACGUGCCUUUAAAGCAAUUCACAAAUGUUUCGUUUUUAGGCAGGAAAUGCCAAGGUUGUGGGCAUGUUUAUUGUCUGUUUGGUCAUUCUCUAUUCGGUGCGUAUCAGUGUUUAUUCAUGUUGAAGCCUGUUAGCCCUUACUUUAUUAUGGGCAAAAAGGCUUUUGUUGGUCAGGUCAGUUACAUAAAGGAGUGGGCUGGAGUUUGAUUUAAGGGCAGCAUAAAAAUGUACUGAUUCAGCAGUCUGCUGUAUCUGAGAGAUUUUUGGCAGUCUGGUACACAGACUUGGAGAGGUAAAACUGGAGUUGUAAUUGUGUAGCAGAGCACCAGGGGGUGCUGUUCUUCCUGUCCCUAGAUCAGCUGACCAGCUUGACCCAUCGGCUCACUUCAGUGCCGUUACGUGCUGUUUAAAGCCCAUGAGCACCCCAGAUCUCGAAAUGGACCACCGUUUUUUUUUCUAAAUUAGAUUCAGAAACUGUCAGACUGCACAUACACAUUUUUUUAUUUCUUCUAUCUUCUUUUCGAAUGGCAUUUUUCUUCAGCAUCACUGUCUGCAUCUUUUGAAACCUCGCGCUUUCCCAUUGUGAUGUUUGUGGAAUUUUCAAAAUCAGCUUCUUGAUUUAUGUAGUAGGGUGCGGUAGGUUACAUCAGACGGCUCUGCAGUCCUGCUCUGCAGUUUGUUUGGCACGGCGGGGCGCUUCUUGUCGUGACUUGAACGGAGGUGGUUUCUAUGCUUUGCUCAGAGCACGUGGGUGUCCUGCUGGGACUCUACUUAGAGGGAGAAAUGAAGCAUCAUGGGAAGCAUUUGUACUUUUCCUAAAAUCUCUUCUUAAACCCGCUCUGUGUCAUUGUGAAGACUGGUUCCCACUUUAAAACAUCCCAAUGAGUCCAGCUUGUGUUUUUCCAUUCUGGGUUCAUUGUCCUGGCUCCCAUAUUCAGUCACUGUUCAGUCACAGUUCUCUGCUCUGACAGCAUGCACGUAGACCUCAGAACUAUUUCAAGUAGGUUUUGUGUAAAUGGUCCUACGGCGUUGCGUCCUCAAGAUGAAAGCACAGCAGUGCUGUGUCAUCAGUGGGUAGAACCUUUGUGCUUGAGUUGUUGGUUCCACUGUUCUGACAUUUGUGACCUGAACAAAGAGUUGGUGUUGGCCCCGCCCCCUCUUCUUUGUCAGUUGAAGCCAAUGCAGCUCCUGUUAAAUAGUUGAGCCUGAGUGAAGCAAUCCGAUUCCCCCAUCAGUAAGUGUGAUUACUACUCAAUAUGUUUGGGGACCAGACUUUGAGGCCGUCCUAAUGGCUCCUGCUGGCCCCGCCUACCUAAUGACUCAGACUGCUGAGAAGCUGGGCUGCCCUAACUGGCCUUGGUCCCCUUCUCUGAUGUAUAAUCUAGGCCGGGCACUUUAAGAAACUUGUACUGUAUGUAACGGUCCUGACUUGUCAUACUGACAGCCUGACAGACACUGAACUUGAACCUUUUUCCACCCCUUUCUGAAGAGAUACACGACCAAAGUAUUUUACGUACUGUAAUUACACAGUGUUCCAGGUCAGGCUGCAUGCUGCAGGCCUCAUUGGCGCAUCCAUGCGGACUGUCUGCGUGCAGCAGUGGUUGCUCUUGCCAAAGCCAUUAAAGAAUAACACGUGGCAGUGUGUGCGUGUGUGUUUGGUCACCUGACACCUUGGCCCCUGCCGUGGGCCCGGAUGUCCUCCGCCAAGGGGGAUGAACGCUACGCUUCCUGCGUGUGCGCGUGCUGCAGCCUGGAUGAGCGGCCACCCUGUCGUUAAAUCGGCUUGUACCCCACCCCCCCACUCCCAUUUACAGUUUUGUAAGCCUCGUUUCGUAUUUAAUAAACAUGUCAGAAUUAA
Brienomyrus brachyistius is the source of this 5233-nucleotide messenger RNA. RefSeq names its product tyrosine-protein phosphatase non-receptor type 2-like. The transcript has 9 exons. Gene Ontology annotation, molecular function: protein tyrosine phosphatase activity. The coding region runs from base 375 to 1622 and encodes 415 amino acids. Lineage: Eukaryota; Metazoa; Chordata; Actinopteri; Osteoglossiformes; Mormyridae. Gene Ontology annotation, biological process: protein dephosphorylation. The record is from RefSeq and is a predicted model, not a curated record.